UGCCUGCCGGGACUGCGCGACUCCUCGCCCCUCGACCGCGCGGAGCCAUGCUAGGCAAGGACUAUAUGCUGGCCAUCAUCCUGGUCAACUGCGACGAUAACCUAUGGAAUGACCAAAAUCUGGAAGCUGAUCUUGACCUUCCCCCUGGAUGGAGGAAAAUCCAUGACUCCUCCGGGACCUACUACUGGCACGUGCCCACGGGUACCACCCAGUGGCAACACCCAUCCUGCACCUCUGGUCUGGCCUACAAUGGACAAACUGCUUUACCAGAAACGGACCUCCAGGCUGCUGCAGUCAGGCAUGUGUCAAGGGAGAGGCCUAUCCCAAGUCCGAUGGCAUCACUACCCAGAAGGACGUCGCUGGCCUGGCACGGGGAGGAGCAUCAUCACGGCCACACAGAGCCUGGCUCCAAGUGCUUCAUUGUGCGUUCCUUAGGCUGGGUGGAGAUCCCUGAGGAGGACUUGGCUCCUGGUAAAAGCAGCAUUGCAGUGAACAAUUGCAUCCAGCAACUGUCUCAAAGCAAGUGUGACAAUUGGGACCCUGCUGACAGAUGGGGUGAGGGCCAAAACAUGGUGAUGAUCCUGAAGAAGGACACAAUGAGCUUAGUGGACCCUUUGGACCACAGUCUCAUCCACUGCCAGCCCAUCAUCAAUAUCCGUGUCUGGGGUGUGGGCUGCAACAAUGGCAGGGAUUUUGCUUUCGUGGCCAGUGACAAGGACACGUGUAUGCUGAAGUGCCACGUCUUCCACUGCAAUGUGCCUGCCAAGGCCAUUGCCAAGGCCCUGCAUGAAAUGUGCUCCAAGAUCAUGGCUGAGCGAGCCGUGACAAGUAACUUCCUCACUCGAUCUGUCACCCUUGAACCUAUCACGCCAGAUGACUUAUCUCUGCAAGUUGACGUUCUGGAUGCCGUGAGAGCGUCUGUCCAUAAAUACGAUGCUUUGUAUAUCGGCAGCGUACCAGUGUCCAAAGCCAUGGGGAUGGAUGUGCUAAAUAACGCGAUUGAAGGCCUGAUGAAUAACCGUGGCCGUGAGCAGUGGACUCCAUCUGUCAUGACUGUUUCGGACUCAGUGAUGCAAGCAGACCAGACUGAAGUUGAGGAAGAGGAGGAGGACACCUGCAUUUGGGAAUGCCAGGUCCGCUACGUGACUUUCAUUGGGAUUGGGAAAGAUGCCCACACGUUUGCACUCAUCACUGACAUGGGGCAACAGUGUUUUCAGUGCACAGCCUUUUGGUGUGAGCCAGAUGCCGGCAUCAUCUCGGAAGCAGUGCAGGCUGCAUGCAUGGUUCAGUAUCAGAAGUGCUUAGUGGCUUCUACAUCACAAAUGAGAUCCAAGAGUGGUUCCCGCUCCAUCCUGAAGAUGAAAAGGACAGUGUCAGUAGACUCGCCAGUGUGUCCAUUCCCUGUCACAGGGCACUCCCUGCAGAAAAAUGGCAGCAGAGCCACUAACCGCAAGCGGGGAAUCUUCUCCUUCUUUGAAGCAUUCCGCCAAAAGCAUUCCAUGCUACACACCCCUUAGGAUGAAAGACACCAUGUGGAAGAGACAGUGGGCCCCCGAGGAUACUUAACAGCAUCCUUCCUCUGAUGUCCAGGCUCAGAAUGUAAAUAGCGCACUGUACGCCAACAGAUCCAAGCAACACUGGCUCCCAAGCGAGGUCCCGGCUAAUUCUGGACACGCGACGCAUAUUUCUUCUAGUCUUUUGCUAUGUAGAUGCGAGGAGGAGG
Messenger RNA from Elgaria multicarinata webbii, 1723 nucleotides. It is a transcript of the gene APBB3, whose product is annotated as amyloid beta precursor protein binding family B member 3. The record is from RefSeq and is a predicted model, not a curated record. Lineage: Eukaryota; Metazoa; Chordata; Lepidosauria; Squamata; Anguidae. The coding region runs from base 48 to 1517 and encodes 489 amino acids. Gene Ontology annotation, cellular component: nucleus; cytoplasm. The transcript has 12 exons. Gene Ontology annotation, biological process: regulation of DNA-templated transcription. Gene Ontology annotation, molecular function: amyloid-beta binding; transcription factor binding.